This is a messenger RNA of Melampsora larici-populina 98AG31, 522 nucleotides long. RefSeq lists its product as uncharacterized. The coding region runs from base 1 to 522 and encodes 173 amino acids. The transcript has 6 exons. The record is from RefSeq and is a predicted model, not a curated record. Lineage: Eukaryota; Fungi; Basidiomycota; Pucciniomycetes; Pucciniales; Melampsoraceae.
AUGGAGAACCCAGUUACAGAUGUCGAAAAUGUCAUCAGAUCCUUGACUGAGCCUAACAAAGCUUCUACCAUGGGUAUGAAUGUCGAGAAAUACUUUACCGAGGAUGCGGUGUUAUAUCACCCUUUUUUCAGGGUCACGGGCCGAGGGGGCAUCAAGGGAAUCUACAAGGCACUUCGAAUGACAUCAACGGGCCAGAAAAUCGAGUUUCACGCCGUCAUGUUCAACGAAGAUAAAACUCAAGUUACCAUCGAUUUGACUGAACACAUGAGUGCUCGAGGUGUUCCACAACAAGUAGGACGUGUAGGACUUCGCUUGAUCGUCCGUUUACAUCUUAUCCAUGACACUGAUGGCAAAUAUAGAAUUAUCAAACAAGAGGACAACUUCUCAUCCGAAGCAGACUUGAUUGGUCUACCUCUUAUGUCAGGGUUUGGUUUCAUAGCAAGCUUCUUGAGAAUGCUCUCCGGGUUGUAUAUUGGUGGUGGUGGAAACUUUUUACUUUCUAGAGGAUGGUUCGGUCAAUGA